UACACAUUUUCUUUCAUCGAUUUCUGUCCUGAAAUAAAUUAAUUGUUCAUUUUAUAAGAAUGCCGCGGCACAGGACAUUGGUGAACGUUGGGCAUCGCAUUAUGAAGCGAUUCCAGGAGCUGGAUCUGAAGGUGGACGAGGAGUUCGUCGUCUUCGUGGUUCACCUGCUGGCAAGGGAUCAGCGAAGAGGUCUGCUGAAAUACGACCUGAAUAAACCCACCGCCUGUGCCAUUGACUCUUUUGUGAACACAAUUGUGGAUAGCUAUGUGAAUCCAAAGGAUUGCACCAUGGCCAACAUGAAGAUGGCAUGGGUAAUGAAGAAAGGAGAAACCAUAGACCUCGAGUAUGUGAAAAAGCAGUACGAUGAAAAGUUUGAAACAGAGCUGCAGCUGGUCAUUAAUGACAUUCUUAAGUACCCGGAGACCUGCAGUAAGGUGCAAUUGGACCAGCUGUUCGCCAAGAUGCAGGUCUUCAUCGUGGCCCGCUACAAUCUGGGCUCGCCCAAGAACCAUGUGCUGCUCAAGCUGACGGCACAGGCUCUGUACAGCGUUAUCGGACGCAGUGAUCUGCAGAACUAUGUCCUAAAGAAGAAGUACCAUCGGCUGGAGUAUCUGCAGCGUUUAGCUGCCACAGUGGGGGGCAUAGUUAUUUACAACAGUGAUGGUCCCGAUGGUGAUAGGGAGAAUGUUAGAAGUGUGGUCAAUGAUCUGGAAAUGGCCCAGAAGAACACAGAAGCCGCCUUUGCAGCCAGCAUGGAGAAGGCUGUUAAGGUGCAGUCCAUCUGCCAGGCGGCCCUCGAAGACCUCAUACAAAUUGAUCAAAAGGACGAGACCUUGACCUACCGCGUGCCCCUCGAGCACCUGGAUCGCCUGAACCAGUUCUCGCUGACCUACUUUAUGCUGCACCGCUGUCUAACCACUCUGAGCAAGCACUACCACAGCACGGUAUACCUGAUUGAAGUGGAGCAGAAGCGGUACGACUGCGUGGUGGCUAAGAUUAACGAUACCCUCUCUAUGCGCACCGCUAUUGAUUCGGAACUAGUCUUUCCGCACUUUGUGUACAUCUCACAGGUGUGGGGCAAUCUAAACAACUUCCUGAACCACAUUGUUGAGUUGAACAAGCUGAGGGAGCAGGUGGAGGCUUUCGUGGUCGACGACCUGAUGAUCCUGGCCAAGGCUACAGUGGCCGAGCUGCAGGCCUUGAAUAAACGCAUAAAGAAGCCUAAGGUCUGCUCCUUUGAAGAGCGCAUGGAUGCCGUGAAGGAGCUGCAAACCGAUGGCAAUUUUUGCAACCUGAGCAAGGCGGACAUAAAGGAGUUUUGCUCCCUUGCCAUGACCAUAACCAACGGCCUACUAUUGCCGGCCCAGGUGACAAGAAAACUUUGCUCAAAUGUGAAUAUUACUUUUGGCUUUCGGGACCACAGAUACGCUCGUUUCGCAGAGCUACGCUUUGAGCCCUUCAUAGCCGCCUUUAGGAAAGUGGUCUUCAACAAUGCCAACCUUGCGCUGCUUUUUAAAUUGGACGAUACGUUGAUAGAGCAGGAGCUGCAGGAUCUCAUCGUUGAACCUCCAAAGCAAAAAGAUUUCGAGUGUCAAACGGAAAUGGUGGUUACCAACGAUCUAUCGCCAGCCAACUGGAUAAACGUAACAUGGAAUGCGUGGGACUAUCACAGGGAAACCAUCCACUUGGCCAACAUCCGUAAACAGCAGACCAACGACACGCAGACCAAAAUCAGCUAUGGGCAGCGCAAUGCCCAGAACCAAACCUACAACACUCGGCAACAUAAGUGAUAAGGGCAAAAAUCUAUACUCACCAGUUUU
Messenger RNA from Drosophila suzukii, 1820 nucleotides. Its product is annotated as cilia- and flagella-associated protein 206. Gene Ontology annotation, cellular component: axoneme; ciliary basal body. NCBI's taxonomy places the organism in Eukaryota, Metazoa, Arthropoda, Insecta, Diptera, Drosophilidae. Gene Ontology annotation, biological process: regulation of cilium beat frequency. The record is from RefSeq and is a predicted model, not a curated record.